Prorocentrum cordatum is the source of this 337-nucleotide messenger RNA. NCBI's taxonomy places the organism in Eukaryota, Dinophyceae, Prorocentrales, Prorocentraceae. The record is from the annotation of a GenBank genome assembly.
CGCCGCCCGUCGGGGGCCCUGGCCCGCCCGUCGCCGCCAUGACCGAGGCCGCGGAGGUGGCGGAAGCCCUCCGCCUGGCCAAGGUCGAGGCCACCCCCGACGGGCGCGUGCUGUGCGCCUGGAACGCCGCCGGCCUCAAGAAGACAGGGGGCCUCUGCGACUUCCUCCUGAAGAGCGGCUUCUGGAGGGUCAUCAGGCGCCUUGGCCAGGUGAAGAAGGACCUGCGGAUCGACAUCAGCGUGUACGAGGUCGCCGUCGCCAAGGUGCACAGGGCGGGACGACUACUACAACGACUACAACGACUACUACGACGACUACGGCUACGGCUACGGCUACG